AACCUGGACUGAAAAGAAAAUGUACAAUUCCUGGAAUUCUUUGAAUCUGCACACAAUGUUAUAGACCGUUUUCAUGUGACGUCACAGUCGCGUUCGAACGUUCGAACGGCCAUGUUGGAUGAUAAGCUGCUCAAUCUCCACACGGCUGUGUUGCACGUGGUGGACACGUACGUGGAAAGAAGUUUUUAUUAUUAUUUAGGGCUGGAUGUUUGUUGUGAGGUCCAUGAACACAGGAUACAGCCUACUCGCCGUAUCUAUCUAACAACACUAGUUACUCAUACAGUCCAUCCCUUUUUUAACUCGAUUGAAUCACUCUUCUAUCGGCCCGCCAACAUGGCCCCGGUGCGGAGUUUGCUCAUCUGUGAUCAAUUGUUACAAAUAUAGUCGAUUUUGUGCACAUAAAGAUGUGGUCUUUUAGAAAAUAGCACUCUCCUUUGGUGUAAAAUAGUUUCAUUAGAGUCAUUUUAUGAAAUCUGGCGCAUUUACAUUUCAUAAUUCCAGUUAUUUGCACAAUGAGCAUGUACGUUUCCCACGUCAGCAGUUGAACUUUUUACCUCAAGUCAAGUCAAGUGUAUUCGUAUACGAAAAGACAUGUUAACCGGUUAGACAGCAUCUACAGACAGGGUGUGACACAGGCAGGUCAGCACUACAAGCUUGAAGAUUUCUAACGUUGUCACCAUCUUUGUCUCACAGUUUUACAGCCCCGACACCGGAAGUAUCACAGGAUAAAAGGCAUUGGCUGUUAGAGCCGUGUCAGUACGAGCACAGAAAGGCAGCGGUCGAGGAAGGAAAGUUUUUACUGAGGCUGUUGCAACCAACCUGCUAUGAUGAAGAUGUAUACUACUCUAGUUUUUCUGAGUUUUCUUGCCUGUAGUUCAUACACGAUGCCUGUGCCUGAGUCUACUCUGGGCACCGAUUUAGAUGUACAAAGCACCAUGUACAUGGUGACUGACGAUGUGAUCAUCACUGACCAGGUCAACACUACAGAGCCUGCAGUACCAAUCACCACAGUGUUCACACCUAGGCCUCAGGAAACCGAAUUCGAAGCUGCUGUAGAAGCUACAACAACAUCGAGACCUAAUAAGACAACGGAAGGUACCGUGGAUGCUACAACAGAGCCCACAUCUCAGGCAAUAGAAGCUUCUGCAGAAUCUACAACAGCGUCCACACCUCAGGCAACGGAAGCUUCUGCAGAGUCUACAACAGCGUCCACACCUCAGGCAACGGAAGCUUCUGCAGAGUCCACAACAGCGUCCACACCUCAGGUAACGGAAGCCUCUGCAGAGUCUACAACAGCGUCCACACCUCAGGCAACGGAAGCUUCUGCAGAGUCUACAACAGCGUCCACACCUCAGGCAACGGAAGCUUCUGCAGAGUCCACAACAGCGUCCACACCUCGGGCAACGGAAGCUUCUGCAGAGUCCACAACAGCGUCCACACCUCAGGCAACGGAAGCUUCUGCAGAGUCUACAACAGCGUCCACACCUCAGGUAACGGAAGCCUCUGCAGAGUCUACAACAGCGUCCACACCUCAGGUAACGGAAGCCUCUGCAGAGUCCACAACAGCGUCACACCUCGGGUAA
Messenger RNA from Branchiostoma floridae (Florida lancelet), 1583 nucleotides. Its product is annotated as cell wall protein DAN4-like. Lineage: Eukaryota; Metazoa; Chordata; Leptocardii; Amphioxiformes; Branchiostomatidae. Bases 825 to 1583 code for a protein of 252 amino acids. The transcript has 3 exons. The record is from RefSeq and is a predicted model, not a curated record.